Messenger RNA from Dinoponera quadriceps, 2005 nucleotides. RefSeq names its product mediator of RNA polymerase II transcription subunit 26 (gene MED26). The transcript has 4 exons. Gene Ontology annotation, molecular function: transcription coregulator activity. Bases 307 to 1980 code for a protein of 557 amino acids. The record is from RefSeq and is a predicted model, not a curated record. Gene Ontology annotation, biological process: positive regulation of gene expression; regulation of transcription by RNA polymerase II. NCBI's taxonomy places the organism in Eukaryota, Metazoa, Arthropoda, Insecta, Hymenoptera, Formicidae. Gene Ontology annotation, cellular component: nucleus; mediator complex; core mediator complex.
UAUAUGUGUGCUGGCAGCGCGGGCCAACGCGCCGCGACGGCCGCGCGUGUAUGAGUAUCGCCGCUGCCGCCACCGCGGCUGCGACCGUCGUCGUCGUCGUCGCCGACGACGACGACGGCUUCGUGACGUCGUUGCACCGUGCAACGUGCAGUUCCGUGUCGGGCGUGCGUCGUGUCGUCGCUCUGCUCUCCUUCGCGUGCACGUGCGGGUGAGACGCGGUGUCAGCCUGUGCGCUCGUUACUCUUCCUGGUCUUCUUGCUCUCUCGCUCUCCUUCGUGUAACGUUGCCGAAUACUCUGUCAUCGACAUGGGAGUUGUUGUUGACAUCAUUUCGGUUCUGGAAAAGACGACGAUCACCAAAGAGGUGCUGGAGAUCACGAGACUCGGCAAGCACAUCAACGAGCUCCGCCGGAAGACGGACAACGAUGUCUUGGCCAGGCGGGCGAAGGAUCUGGUGCGCCGAUGGCGUGACAUGGUUCUACCAUCGGCGCACUCCACACCGCAACCUACCCCAGCUGACACAGCACCGCCAGCUCUCAACGGUGCGAAGCCUCAUAGCCCGGCCUUGAGGAGCCUGAAACCGCACAGUCCUGCUCUGCGCGGACUCAAGCCUCAGAGUCCCUUAUUGAAAGAUGCCACUUCCCUCAGAGUGCUCAGUCCGGCGCUAUCCCUGCACAGUGACCACUCGAGAUCUCCUAACGCGCCCUUGAACAAGCAGUCAAUUAUACCGACCAGCAACCACAGGAUAAGUUCUACCAAUGUGUCGCCGGUGCUCGGUUCCUCGAGCCAAAACCACACGACGGAGGCGGUGCCGCGUACACACAGUUCCAAUAAGCGUCUACGAAAAGAGGACAGCGGCACCGCCGCCAGCAAGGAACUGCGUCCUUACUAUCAAACGCUGCCCGAAUUCACGCAGUCGAUGUUCGUAACCGAGGAGCCCACUGUCAAGAGACAGCGGCACAAUGGCGAAAACAUAUGUGGUAAUUUAAAUUUGCAAGUGCCUAGCCCUACGCUGAAGGAACGAAUCUCCUCCGAUCGUUUUGCGGAGACGACGCCCCUCGAGGCCACGUCGGACGAGUCGGGGCCGAAGAAACGCGGCCGUAAGAAGGGCAGUAAGUCGACGAAGCGACAGACGCUGCUCGAGGACCGUGUCAAGGAGAAACUGGCCAGUAUCUCGAGGAAUCCCAAGCUGAAGACCACGCAGGAGCUACUGGCCGACCUGCAGGCGCGCGGAGCCAACUGCAGCAGCAGCGCCGUCGGCGCGAGUGUCCUACCUAGUCAAAGCGGCGCGGAGCUGCCCAGUAUGGAAGAGUUUCUGCGGAACAGCGUAAGCGAGCAAAUGGCCAAGUAUCUGCGCUGCACGAAGAACUCGAGCCACCACAAGGGAGGCUCCGAGGCGUCGUCCGACUCCAGAGCGUCACGGGGCUGUAAGCCCGCGGAGAAUUGCCGCUCGCCGUGUCAGGAGAGGCCGCACGACGAUAGGACGGACGUAGUCGCCGGCUCUUCGGCGACGUGUCGGUCACCGCCACGGCGGGAUCUCACGGUCGAGGAGAUAUUGGCGAAACUACCGCCCCUGGAUCUCAAGUCGAUAGACUGGAGCGAUUGCGAAGCUGCCGAGCCUACGGAGGAGGAGCAACGGAACGGCGUCGAGUGUUCGCCCAGGCCGGAGCCUACCGUCGAGGAUCUGGAGAGGUUACAAUCGCAGUGCGUCGAAGGACUUAACGGGAAUUACCAGACGAGGCUGCCGCCGCCGCCGUCGGUCAUGUGUACGGACGACGGUGGAGAGCAACGGUGGCUGACCACGACGAAUCAAGGGAACGGAGUGUCGGUCGGAUUAUCGAACACGGGUGGUGUAAAAAGUGUAUACAACAACAACAACCAGACUGACGGUGCGGAGUUUCGGGAGUGGCAUCAGGUGUUGGCGAGGCCCAGUUACCAGGGCGAGAUCCUCCACAUAUUGCCUUAUGUUAUUAUCGAUUAGUAAUUUUAUUAUCUUAUCCUAUUAU